Molecule: messenger RNA, 456 nt
Organism: Cryptotermes secundus
Lineage: Eukaryota; Metazoa; Arthropoda; Insecta; Blattodea; Kalotermitidae
Exons: 1
Source: RefSeq, a predicted model, not a curated record
AUGUGGCCCCACGGACCUGACAACCUGAAGGGCUCCCUGGACCACUUAAACAGUAUCAUCCCAUGCAUUCAGUUCACCAUGGAAACCGAAAGUGAAGGACACCUCCCCUUCCUAGACAUAGAUAUUUACAGGAGACCCGACGGCUCUCUAGGCCAUACAGUAUACCGCAAACCCACACACACAAACCUCUACCUCAAUGCCAAGUCCCAUCAUCACCCUUCCAGUAAACAGGCAGCUCUGUCCACACUGGUACACAGGGCCAGAGCUCUGUGUGAUCAAGAGAGUCUGCGUGCGGAGUUGGAGUUCCUGAAGGACAUCUUCAGACGCAAUGGCUAUAACGACCGGAAGAUCGACAGGGCCCUCAACCGGCAUCCCAACAGCAAUCAACAUGAUGACCGCAGAGAAACUGUCACCUUCUUGCCCUUUGUCGGCACUAUAUACAACAGGAUCAGCAGA